This is a messenger RNA of Malassezia vespertilionis, 498 nucleotides long. RefSeq lists its product as uncharacterized. The record is from RefSeq and is a predicted model, not a curated record. The transcript is spliced from 2 exons. NCBI's taxonomy places the organism in Eukaryota, Fungi, Basidiomycota, Malasseziomycetes, Malasseziales, Malasseziaceae. The coding region runs from base 1 to 498 and encodes 165 amino acids.
AUGACUGCGCGCGCCACAGAAUGUGUGUGCCGAGGCUUUGGCAUUGUAGGGAGCGGCGUAUUUCUCGGCAUGACGCUUUCCGUCUCGAGCGUGACGUUGCCCAUGAUUCUCCGCCAGCGGACCAUCAAGCCGCGCGAGCGCGUCGAGCUGUUCAAAGAUAUGUAUGAGCUCACGGUAGCGCGCUGGCUUCCUAUUGGGGUCCUGGCCUCGCUGUCGUACUUUGCUGCUGCGUACUUUGCGCCGGCGCACAGCGGUCGUCAUGCAAAGAGUGUGCUGUUUGCCGCUGGCGCCGCGAUGAUUUCGAUAGCGCCAUGCACCCUGCUGUUUGUCAUGGAACAUGUGACGAAGCUGAAAGGGUACUUGAAGCUGGCAGACAGUGCGUUCCCUUCGAACGAGGAGGUGCUUACGGCGCUGCGCAGGUGGGGCCGUAUGCAUGUGACAAGGACUGUCUGUGCGGGCGCUGCGUUUGCACUGGGCUUGUACAAUUUGAUGUCGUAA